AUGGAGACUGAGAACACUGGGCUGCACACUGACAUCUUCAAACCUUUUCUGCUCGAAGGUUCAGUUUCCACAUCUCCAUGGGAGACCGUGAAAGCCGUGUCCAUCCUGCGGGUCACUGGUGCAGCCCACUCUUUCAUUCGGGAGAACAUCCUGAAUUUAUCGGAAAGGACCUAUACUGGUUCAGAUGUUUUAAUUUGCAGAAUUGAACUGGGUUGUGUCGUGAAGCGGGCAGUGGCUAGUCAAAAAGACCAACCAGAAGCUGCGGAGAGGGCGGAGAAGUUUCGUCAGAAAUAUUGUCACAAACUCCAGACUCUUCGGCACCAGCCUUUUGCUUAUGGAUCCCUCACCGUCAGAAGUCUUUUAGACACAAGAGAACACUGUUUAAACGAGUUCAACUUUCCUGACCCCUACUCUAAGAUCAAGCAGAAGGAGAAUGACAUGGCUCUGAAAUAUUAUCUAAAAGUGGUGAAAUCAGUAGAAGAGCUGAGCUGGGAGCAGAGACAGUUUACUUUGGUCAAAGGCCUACUGGCUGGCAAUGUAUUUGACUGGGGAGCCAAAGCAGUGUCAGAUGUGCUUGAAACAGAUCCAGAGUUUGGGUUUGAGCAAGCAAAACAACAACUGCAAGAGAGGCCAUGGCUUGUGGAUGCCUACAGCCAGUGGAUUGAGAGAAUGAAGGGUCCUCCUCAUAAAUGUGCAUUGUUUUUCGUAGAUAAUAGUGGAAUAGACAUUAUUCUUGGGGUUUUCCCUUUCAUUAGAGAGCUCCUCAUCAGAGGCACAGAGGUUGUGCUUGCCAGCAACUCAGGUCCCGCCCUGAAUGAUGUCACUAAUAGUGAGCUGCAGAUCCUAACAGAGAGAAUUGCUGCCAUGGACCCUGUCAUUCAGAGUGCACUCAAAGAGGAUCGGCUUGCUUUGGUGCAGAAUGGUUCUAGUUCUCCUUGUUUAGACCUGAGUCGGCUUGACAAAGUCCUGGCCACAGUUGUCAGGGAGCGUGGCACAGAUCUGGUGAUCAUCGAAGGUAUGGGUCGAGCCAUCCACACAAACUACUAUGCCAUGCUCAGCUGUGAGAGCCUUAAACUAGCCGUCAUCAAGAACUCCUGGCUGGCUGAGCGUCUUGGAGGCAAGAUCUUCAGUGUAGUCUUCAAAUACGAGGUCCCUUCAAAAUCCCAAGGACAACAUUAAAGAAUGUGCUGAGUAUGCAGGGAGCAGAGUCUGCAGUGCCUGCUUCAGAUAUUGCAUCAUUAUAAUGCAAUGCAUUUGUCCUCAAGUCUGAUGCAGCCCUCACUUUCUACCAUCUGUGGAAAUCUAUGUAAUCUAAAAUCCAUUUCAGGGUUCUACAGUCCAGCAUUGCCUCACUGUUUCUUCUCUUUUCAGCUGGGAGAGAGACAGACAGUUGUGUGUGUAUGCAUAAGACAAUAUAUAUUUUCAUGGUGUUUAAGACAAUGUAUAACAAUCAUCAAUUUGUGGGCACUGGACAGUAAAGCACAGUAUUUUAGGCCAAUGGUAAUGGAGUGAGAAACACAUUGAUUGCUUUUUCAUUCUGAUUGGUUGGUUUUUCAUUUGUGCCAUGAUUCUGUGAUGAUUCUGAAUUGGUGGUGUAGAAUAUGACACAUUUAAUAAGUCAUCAGUCAGAUGGUAAAUAAAUAAAACUGUACUAUUUUAUCAUUUGGCCAAAGGCAGGUUGAAUUUACUAAUGCUUUAAGUUUGUUUUCCUUAAAUAUUGUAAAAUCAAAUGUAAAUAUAACAGAAAUCUGUUCAUUAAAGGUACAAUUUCUUUGCAAAUAUUGACACUCAAGAUUUUAGAAAAAAAAAAGGCUUGACAAUCACAUAAUUCUGUCAAAUAUAUUUUACACUGUCCUAAUUCAA
Molecule: messenger RNA, 1863 nt
Organism: Danio aesculapii
Lineage: Eukaryota; Metazoa; Chordata; Actinopteri; Cypriniformes; Danionidae
Gene: pank4
Product: pantothenate kinase 4 (inactive)
Exons: 11
Coding region: 1-1179 (392 amino acids)
Biological process (GO): coenzyme A biosynthetic process
Cellular component (GO): nucleus; cytosol
Molecular function (GO): ATP binding; pantothenate kinase activity
Source: RefSeq, a predicted model, not a curated record